AACGGGUGCAAUCUUAGUCGCAAGCCUGUAAGGGCCUACUGGCGGUCUUCGUGCUAACCAAGCUCCUUUUCCUGCAGAAAGGCUUGCAGAAAGAUUAAAAAAAGGCUGUACCCCAAGCCAGGAGCGGCCUGUUCAACUCGAAGCGCACAAGACGAACUAGCCCGAAGCACGCCAAGCCUGACCAUCUUCUCCAUCUUUUGGCUGUCUGAACUCGAAACACGCAGCUUUGCUCAGCUCCGCUCUUCACUCGUGGGAGCCUUCACCAAUCCCUCCACCUAGAUCUUAACCUGCACAUCUGGUCCAUGGCGUCGACGCGUCGGACGAAUUACCACCACCAGCUCAACAUCUACCACGAUCCCGUGCCGGUACUGCCGUCCACGACUUUCCACGAUCUCCCACAAGAUUCGGUCGAGGCAGCUCUUCUAAGCGCCCUUGGCCAACAACCUUUUAGACAAACGGGCUUCUUGCUCAGUCCUUCGCACAACUCGCUCAGCACCGGCUCACCGAGAAAGAACUCGAGCUCGCCAGCCGGCUCUCUUGGCAGACGCUCGUUCCACAACAACAUCGCCGUCCCCUCUCCGCUGCAACCAAACUCCUCCAUCGACUCUCCCGCCAAGCGCGGUUUCUUUUCCGCCAUGAACAUGAACAAGGAAAACAUGUUCCCCUACGACCACCACGUCUACGCCGCACAAAAAGCAGUGCCAAUCAAGCGAGCACUGGCAGACAAGUCCAACAAGAAGGCUGUCAAGCCGGCAGAGCAAUUCGACUUUGUCCUACCCGAGCCCGAAGAGAUGCCUUCAGUACACGACGACGGCAACAAGCCCACCUUCAGCUACGCGACCCUCAUUGGCAUGGCCAUCCUGCGCGCGCCCAACCGCCGCCUCACACUCGCGCAGAUCUACAAGUGGAUCUCGGACAACUUCAAGUACUACCGCGCAUCCGAGACUGGCUGGCAGAACAGCAUCCGUCACAAUCUCAGCUUGAACAAGGCCUUCAUUAAGCAGGAGCGCCCCAAGGAUGACCCCGGCAAGGGUAACUACUGGGCAAUCGAGCCUGGUAUGGAGCGUCAGUUCUGCAAGGACCGUCCUCUAAAGAAGGUGCAAAUUCCCUCCGACAUGAUGCCUCUGCAAACUCUUCCCAGCAACGCUCCCCGUCCCGUCACAACUCCUGCGAUUGGCCGCUUCGCUCUGGGUCCCAACCCGGUCAAGAAGACUGACACUAAGGCUGUUGAUUCUGCCUCGUUUCCUCAAGACCACUUUUCAUCGGACGGCACUAUCCCUGCUAGCGACCCUGCUCUCCAAGACGAUGAGCUCGCUAUGCCUCCUCCUGCCGCACGUGCCUCUAUGCGUUCAUCGCCUCCCCCAGCCUUUGGCUCGUCUCCUCCGCCCAUGCAAGACACUCCUCCUCGUUCCUCUCGUAUGCGAUUCCCCACCGAGACACACUCUGGCGGCGCCCGCAAACGCAAGUUCAACGCUCCCCAAGACAGUGGCUACUACUCGUCGAUAGAGUCGUCGGUAGUUAGAAACCCUACUGUCUCUCACGUUACCCUUACUUCGGAUGCCGACCCGGACCACCGCCGCAUCAAGCGUGGUCGUGCUGAGGAAGAGAUUGCCCGCAUCCGCAGCUCCUCCUACGACAGCCCUACCAAGCAGAAGACUGCUCCUCACAAGCGCAAGCCUUCAGUCCACUUCGAGUACACUUCGCCCCAGCGCCCCACCUCUUCAGCUGCUGCAGUUGCUCCUCUGACUCCUGCUGUUGUCUUCAAGCGUCCUGCCAAGCCUCCGCAAUCGUGUUCUCCUAACACCAGCCUGCGCAACCACCGCAACAACAUCAAGGCUUUCCUCGGUGAAUCUCCUGCUAAGAGCUGGACUCCUCUGGUUCCCUUCUCCCCUGCCUUCAAUCUCGACGAGUUCACUCCUGCCAAAGACCUCACUCCAUGGCGCCCUUCCAACGACGUCUUUGACGAGAACGCUGUUCUUGAAGACUUCAGCGCUCGCGGCAGCCCUGGCAAGAAGCGUCCCCGCAUUGAACGUGCCGUCACUUCUACUGGUGUCCUGGCUGAUAUCACCUCGGGCAAGGGCAAUGCUAUGGCCUUUGACUCCCCCUUCAACUUCCACUUCACCCCUCUGAAGGCCACUCACCCUGCCCAACUGCGCUCUCCUGUCAUGCUCGGCUCGCCUUUGAAGCGUGUCACCAUGGCUCCUCCCUCCACCGGCGUAUCCGAGAACAGUGUCAACGCCCCCGACUGGCUGGAUCUGUCUCUUGACAACUACCUCCCUCAGCAUGGACAGGAGCUCUUCGGUCUCGGUAUUCAGGACGAUAUUUUCGACGAGCAGGGUGUUGACAUCCUCCAAGAAUUUGGCAAGAUCGGCUCCAAGCAGCAGCCCCAGCUUCAGCCUACCCACCCUGGAAGCAGCAGCAUGGGUAGCCCAGCCAAGCGCUCUCAAAGACCCAGCAUCAGCAGAAGCAUCACCUCGAGAUUCUAAACUCGACACAACUAGGCCCGGAGCCCCUACGAACCCAGCGUAUAGAUUGCGCGGAAUGUUGAUUAUGAACAUCAAACAAAUGAUACCCACGACUAUG
Aureobasidium pullulans EXF-150 is the source of this 2583-nucleotide messenger RNA. RefSeq lists its product as uncharacterized. The transcript has a single exon. Gene Ontology annotation, molecular function: RNA polymerase II cis-regulatory region sequence-specific DNA binding; DNA-binding transcription factor activity, RNA polymerase II-specific. Gene Ontology annotation, biological process: regulation of transcription by RNA polymerase II. The record is from RefSeq and is a predicted model, not a curated record. The coding region runs from base 303 to 2486 and encodes 727 amino acids. NCBI's taxonomy places the organism in Eukaryota, Fungi, Ascomycota, Dothideomycetes, Dothideales, Saccotheciaceae.